Messenger RNA from Sphaeramia orbicularis (orbiculate cardinalfish), 1172 nucleotides. Its product is annotated as homeobox-containing protein 1-like. The annotation marks the transcript as partial. The transcript has 5 exons. Gene Ontology annotation, molecular function: double-stranded telomeric DNA binding. The record is from RefSeq and is a predicted model, not a curated record. Lineage: Eukaryota; Metazoa; Chordata; Actinopteri; Kurtiformes; Apogonidae. Gene Ontology annotation, cellular component: nucleus.
GUGUCUAUUUAUAGCUACUUCAACGACAACCAGUACCCAGACGAGGCCAAAAGGGAGGAGAUCGCAAAUGCCUGCAACGCUGUGAUUCAGAAACCAGGUAAAAAGCUGUCUGAUCUGGAGAGGGUCACCUCCCUGAAAGUUUACAACUGGUUCGCCAACCGCCGCAAAGAGAUCAAGAGACGAGCCAACAUUGAAGCCACAAUCCUGGAGAGUCACGGCAUCGACGUCCAGAGUCCAGGAGGACACUCCAACAGCGACGACAUCGAUGGCAACGACUUCUCUGAGCAGGCCUGUGACCUGCCCUAUUUCGACAAGAGACCUCUGAGCCGACCCUUUGGCCUUUACCGACUGGAGCCCACCUCACCCACCCAGGAGGACCCUGCGUCCCACAGUGAACACCAGGACCCCAUCUCUCUGGCCGUGGAGAUGGCAGCCGUCAACCACACCAUCCUAGCCCUGUCCAGAACCGGAGGGGUCCCCGGAGACAUCAAGACCGAGUCCCUGGAGGAUGAAUGAACCGCGCCGGAAGCGGGACAACGGGGGGUGGGGGGUGAGGGGGGGUCAGGUCAAAGGAUGACCCAGAAGUCCACCAAGAGAGACGAAGACGGGGACAGAGACCAAGGAUAAACCAGAUGGAACCCAGAGACCAAAAGAAUUCUACUUAGUAAACGUUGUGCGUCUGCCCCAACACCCCCCCCCCCCCCCCCAUAAAGCCCAUGUAAACAAUCAUUGCCCCCGCCCCCCCUCCCCCUUUAACCCUAUUCCUGUCCGUUAUACUGACCCUGUGGCAGAAAUGGGUCACUGUAUGUCCACUGAUCUGUGUGAAAAUGGAAAAAAGACAGAAAGACAGAUGGGGGGGCAGUCCAAGCCUUUACCCCAGGAACACCCCCCCCCCCCCCUCCUCCUCCUCCUCCUGCAGGAUACCUCCCCCCCCCCCACCCUGGUCGUCUGAGCCGAUCCUCAGUCUAACUCACGUCAACCUCAACCUCACAACAAUAUGUUCUGUAUAUAUAUAUAAUUUAUAUAAUUUAUAUAUAUAUGGUUCUAAUGGUUCUCAGUCACACUUAGCUCAUGGUGUGAAACCUACCUACGUACCCCCCCCCCUUUUAUUGUGCAAUUCAUGGCCUCUGGCCUGGGGCAGAUGGAUGGAGGCUCUGCCCCCCCCCCCCCCC